GGUUUCAACGAUCACAUCUAUGCUGACAUGUUUUCAUCAAAAAAAUUCUCUAGUUCCGUUUGCUUUUUUCAACGAUCAUAUACCCAUGUUAUUUACUCCCUCGAUCACAACUCGGAGUUCAUUUAUGGCUUUCACCCUCUUCCUGGUUCUCCACAGCCCACGUACCACAAAUAUCCACACCACAAAUGGUGACAAAUGCAAUUCAGUUACUCUUCACAUGCAUUUACCCAGGGAAAACCUAUUGUGGUGCGAUCAUUCCAUUGUCCUCUGUCUUCCCACAUUUUGAUCCUCCCUAGAAAAGACUAACACUAUUGUAAGUUGGGCGCAUGCUCAACUCCGCACUGCUCAGACCCACAAUAGCAUACAAGCUUCCUUGGCUCCUUCAUACCUGUGGGCAUUCCGGUUUUGCUAAACAGAGACCAAUGGAAGGUAAUACUUUGAUAUGGUUUAGAAAGGGGCUGAGAAUCCAUGACAAUCCUGCUCUGGAAUAUGCAUGCCAGAAUGCUAAAAAUGUAUACCCUGUGUUUGUUUUGGAUCCAUGGUUUUUGGAACCCGACCCCAGUGCUCCUUCUCUUGGGUCUACUCGCGUGGGUAUCAAUAGAAUUCGGUUUUUAUUAGAGUGCCUUGAUGAUUUAGAUGGUAAUCUCAAAAGAAGAGGAUCUCGUCUGCUCCUGUUUAAGGGAAACCCAACUGAUGUCAUUCCACAGCUUUUGGAACAAUGGAGCAUCCAGAAGUUGUGUUUUGAAUUUGACAUAGAGCCGUAUGCACAAAAAAGGGACAACUGUGUUAAGGAAUAUGCAUCAAAGCUUGGAGUGGAUGUGUUCUGUCCUGUAAGCCACACAAUAUUUAGUCCAGAGGAAAUUAUCAAAAAGAAUGGCGGAAAACCACCAUUGACAUACCAGUCAUUUAUUAAGCUGAUUAGUGGGGCACCACAUCCCCUUGGUGAUGGGCCUUCAUCACUUCCUCCUAUUGAUAUUGAUGAUUCAAAGGCACUGACACUACCAACACUCACAACCCUUGGUUUCAAAGACAUUUCUCAGGAAGAUUUUACUCCUUUCCAUGGUGGUGAAACAGAAGCAUUGAGGAGGUUGAAUGAAUCUCUACAUGAUAAGAAGUGGGUAGCAGAGUUUGAAAAACCUAAAGGAGAUCCAACUGCCUUCUUGAAGCCAGCAACAACUGUUUUGUCACCAUACUUGAAAUUUGGUUGUCUUUCUUCAAGGCUAUUUUAUCAACGCCUACAAGAAGUGUAUGGAAAAGUGAAGAACCAUACACGACCUCCAGUUUCCCUGGAAGGACAGUUGCUAUGGAGAGAGUUCUUUUACACAGUGGCGUAUGGUACACCCAACUUUGAGCAUAUGAAGGGGAAUCCAAUUUGCAAACAGAUUCCUUGGAAUGAUGAUGAUCACCUUCUUGCUACUUGGAGGGAUGCUCAAACUGGUUAUCCAUGGAUUGAUGCGGUCAUGGUCCAGCUUCGGAAAUGGGGAUGGAUGCAUCAUCUUGCUCGUCAUGCAGUUGCAUGCUUUUUAACUCGUGGUGAUUUGUUUGUGCACUGGGAGAAGGGACGAGAUGUCUUUGACAGACUACUUAUAGACUCAGAUUGGGCAAUAAAUAAUAGCAACUGGAUGUGGCUGUCCUGUUCAGCAUUCUUUUCUCAGUACUAUCGCAUAUAUUCUCCAAUUUCUUUUGGAAAGAAGUAUGAUCCCAAUGGUGAAUAUAUACGACAUUUUCUUCCUGUCUUGAAAGAUAUGCCGAAAGAGUAUAUAUAUGAACCCUGGUCUGCACCACUUGAAGUUCAAAGGAAAGCAAAAUGCAUCAUUGGCAGAGACUAUCCUGAACCUGUGGUUGCCCAUGUUGAAGCAAGCAAAAACUGUAAAAAGAGGAUUGCAACAGCAUAUGCAAAAAGUAAAAGCAUUGAUGGGAAGUUAAAUCAUGUCGAAUCACUGUAUAUGAAACAAAGUUCAGUUAGGGAAAACGAUGACGCAAAUAAAAGGUCUUCAAAGAAGCAGAGACAAAAGAAGCUGACAGAUUAUUGAUAAUUGUAUAAGUGCAUGGUUUAGUAUAUUGUAAUGCUUAUGGUGCAUUGUAUAAUACAUGUACUAGGUUGCUUAUUUUCAAUUUUUUAUGAUUACCUUAAGCACGUUGUCAUUACGUAUAAGUUAUAGCUUUAUUUAAGCUUCGUCCUUGAAUUCUAAUGAUAGUUCACAUUCAAAA
Messenger RNA from Cryptomeria japonica (Japanese cedar), 2211 nucleotides. Its product is annotated as (6-4)DNA photolyase. The record is from RefSeq and is a predicted model, not a curated record. Gene Ontology annotation, biological process: entrainment of circadian clock by photoperiod; circadian regulation of gene expression. Gene Ontology annotation, molecular function: FAD binding; DNA binding. Gene Ontology annotation, cellular component: nucleus; cytoplasm. The transcript has 14 exons. Lineage: Eukaryota; Viridiplantae; Streptophyta; Pinopsida; Cupressales; Cupressaceae. The coding region runs from base 327 to 2033 and encodes 568 amino acids.